GCGAAUAGUUUGUACUUUUAUUAAUUACCCCCAGAAUUUUCACACAAUUAAUUACGUAUAAAAUCCAAAGAAAAAAAACUAAACGGCAUCUCCUUCCUUUCGCUACUUGCCCUCCCUUCUGUCGCUGUAGAUACUUUCCCUCUCUCGAAUCGCAUUAAAUCCUCCCUCACUUCAUAUCUGCGUCUGUUUUCUACACUGGCGAUUCAAUUUGAUUUUUGAAGUGUUCUUGUGAUUCGCGGAGCAGGGGAGGGCAGGGCAGUAAUUAUCACAGUCCUAAUGGGAUCACCGAGGACGACGGAGUCCGGGAGCCGGUCAUCGGGGCGGUCGUCGGUGAUCGACUCCAUACGGGGCUGCUCACUGGCCGGAUCGCGGAUUUCCAAGGAGGAGCUGUGGAGGAGGUUCACGAUGCCGGAGUAUCUGAGGCUGGCUAUGAGGGCGGCGAUCGAGGCCAGGGACGUCGACUCGGCGAAGCAGCAUUUCGACGUGGCUCGGGUCGAGGGAGUCGAGCGGGCCGAGCCGCCGGAGUCUCCGCUCGUCGUCUUCAUCAAUUCUAGGAGUGGGGGGAGGCAUGGGCCCGAGCUUAAGGCCCGAUUGCACGAACUUAUGGCGGAAGAGCAGGUUUUUGACCUUCAAGAUGUCAAACCUCAUGAAUUUGUCCAACAUGGAUUGAGCUGCCUAGAGAAGUUUGCCGGUCUUGGAGACACGUGUGCCAAAGAUAUUCGUGAAAAGUUGAAAGUUGUGGUAGCAGGUGGUGAUGGGACAGUUGGAUGGGUCCUUGGAUGUCUUGGAGAACUUGAUGCAUUAGGCCGAGAGCCGAUUCCCCCAACAGCAAUCAUCCCACUUGGUACUGGAAAUGACUUGUCCCGUAGUUUUGGUUGGGGAGGUUCAUUUCCUUUUAACUGGAAAUCAACAAUAAAGAGAGUUCUUGAUAGAGUUACCAGUGCUCCAUCUUGCCGUCUCGAUAGUUGGAAGCUUGUAAUAUCAAUGCCAGCUGGUGAAAAACUGGAGACACCAUACUCUUUGAAGUCUGCCAAGGAUUUAACUCUUGACCAGGAUCUACAAAUUGAUGGGGUGUUGCCUGAGAACCAAUCCUACUAUCAAGGAGUAUUUUAUAAUUAUUUCAGCAUAGGAAUGGAUGCUCAGGUUGCUUAUGGCUUCCACCAUUUACGGAAUGAAAAACCAUACCUUGCACAAGGUCCUCUUUCAAACAAGUUGAUUUACUCAGGUUAUAGCUGCAAGCAGGGAUGGUUUUUCACCCCGUGCAGCAGUGAUCCAGGAUUAAGGGGACUGAAGAACAUAUUGCGUAUACAUGUUAAAAAGGUCAAUUGCUCAAAGUGGGAACUAAUCCCAGUUCCGUCAAGUGUUCGGUCCAUUGUUGCUCUAAAUCUUCCAAGUUAUGGAAGUGGAAGAAAUCCCUGGGGUCAUUUGAAGCCAGAUUAUUUGGAAAAGAGAGGGUUUGUUGAAGCCACUGCUGAGGAUGGUUUGAUUGAGAUAUUUGGUCUCAAACAAGGGUGGCAUGCUUCUAUGGUCAUGGUUGAGCUCAUCUCUGCCAAACACAUAGCCCAGGCUUCCGCAAUCAGAUUUGAAUUACGAGGGGGAGACUGGAGAGAAGCUUAUAUGCAGAUGGACGGUGAGCCAUGGAAACAACCAAUGGACAAAGAUGCUUCUACUUUCAUUGAAAUCAAGAGGGUACCAUUUCAAUCCAUGAUGCUUCGUGGGGAUUCGUAGAUCUUCUUGCCUGAACAAAAAACAAAAGGAACAAUUUGUUGUGCUGGGAUUUAUGUAAAAGUAUUUUCACUUUCUCCCUUAACCAAACUGCCACCAUCUAAUUGUUCAUUUGUCAUUAGUCCCCCAUUUUUUGUGUAUACCGAAUUCGAAAACUCAUACCACCCAAGUUUCUUGGGUGGGAGUCUUAACUUAUUUGAUGAAUGAAAUUAUGAUCAUCUGUACAUAAUUGUGUUGGGUUUAUCUCUUAUGUUCUGAAGAUACUCAUAUGUAAGCCCGG
This is a messenger RNA of Cuscuta epithymum, 2005 nucleotides long. NCBI's taxonomy places the organism in Eukaryota, Viridiplantae, Streptophyta, Magnoliopsida, Solanales, Convolvulaceae. The record is from the annotation of a GenBank genome assembly.